GACUUUCAUCGUGCUAUCGGCGAAGAUUCAGCCGGGAAUAGUCAGUCGAUUGUUAACGAUCGAGCAGAAGUGAACAACGAGCCAUCCGCAGAGAUGGCAUACGUGUGUAUUGAGGACUACGAGAAGCAUGCUCUGGAACGUUUGCCUGCCUUCGUGAGGGAUUACUACAAGAGCGGCGCGGGAGAAGAAUACAGCGUCAAAUUGAAUAGGGAGGCUUUCAAAAAUUACAGGAUACGUCCUAGAUUCCUGCGAGACGUGUCCAAGAGGGACAUAAGCACGACAGUGUUGGGUCACAAAGUUUCAAUGCCCUUGGGAGUCGCACCUACUGCGAUGCAGCGUAUGGCACAUCCUGACGGAGAGUGCGCCAAUGCAAGGGCUGCUGAAGCGGCGGGAACGAUCUUCAUUCUUUCUACGAUAUCCACGAGCAGCAUAGAGGAAGUGGCGGAAGCUGCGCCGAAGGGAAUCAAGUGGUUCCAGCUCUAUAUUUAUACUGACCGGAAUGUUACCUUAAAUUUGAUAAGGCGCGCCGAACGUGCUGGCUUCAAAGCGCUGGUUCUCACCAUCGACGCGCCGUUUUUCGGCGACAGACGCGCCGACUUGAGGAAUAAGUUCUCGCUGCCCAGUCACUUGAGAUUCGCAAAUUUCCAAGGUGAUUUGUCGAAGCGAAUAAAUUCCGCGAAGGCCGGCUCUAGUCUGAAUGAAUAUGUUACCGCACUUUUCGACGCAUCACUAUCCUGGGAUGACGUCAAGUGGCUUAAAAGAACUACAAAGCUACCGAUAAUUCUUAAAGGAAUACUGACGGCGGAGGACGCACGUUUAGCCGUGGAAAAUGAGAUCGACGGCAUCAUAGUAUCGAAUCACGGCGCGCGUCAAAUAGACAGUGUUCCAGCAACGAUCGAAGUUUUACCUGAAAUAAGCAAAGCCGUGGGAGGUAAAGUCGAAAUAUACAUGGAUGGUGGUGUGACGCAAGGUAUCGACGUGUUCAAAGCUUUGGCAUUAGGUGCAAAGAUGGUAUUCUUUGGCAGACCAAUGCUGUGGGGCUUGGUACACGGUGGCGAGAAAGGAGCUAGUGAGAUUCUCGAGCUCAUGAGAAGAGAAAUUGAUCUCGCAUUGGCAUUAACUGGUUGCGCAUCUGUGAAAGAUAUUACACAGGAUAUGGUAAUACAUGCAUCCUACUAUAGCCACUUGUGAAAAGAAAUGAAUUUCAUGUUAGACAUAAUCGCAGAUAUUUUCAGAUAUGUACAGAUAUCAUAUACAGAUAUGUACACGCAUGAUAAAUAUAUCCGAAGGGUAUCGGCAAAAACUUUCUCAUUUUUCUAAAGAUUUAGUGAAGAUUUGCUAAAGAUUUAUAAAAAUAUAUUAUAUAUCAUACACUAA
Molecule: messenger RNA, 1377 nt
Organism: Vollenhovia emeryi
Lineage: Eukaryota; Metazoa; Arthropoda; Insecta; Hymenoptera; Formicidae
Gene: Hao
Product: hydroxyacid oxidase 1
Exons: 9
Coding region: 94-1191 (365 amino acids)
Molecular function (GO): oxidoreductase activity; FMN binding
Source: RefSeq, a predicted model, not a curated record